GGCGGAGUUAGGGACACUGAUGCAGUUUCUGCUCGGUGACCAUGGCGGUGUUUCACGACGAGGUGGAGAUCGAGGACUUUCAAUAUGACGAGGACUCGGAGACUUAUUUCUACCCCUGUCCCUGUGGGGAUAACUUCUCCAUCACCAAGGAAGACUUGGAGAAUGGAGAAGACGUGGCAACGUGUCCUAGCUGCUCUCUCAUUAUAAAAGUGAUUUAUGACAAAGAUCAGUUUAUGUCUGGAGAAACAGUCCCAGCACCAUCAACCAACAAAGAGUUAGUUAAAUGCUGAAGAAGCCCUCAGGGACCCACAUCCUGGGCAGCAGGCAAUGACUCCAGGUGAACGGAUCAAGCGCUGAGUGAGCCCCCUCUCCACAGGACAGCUCUCUGGGGCUUGCUCUUCCGUGGGUGGGCAUCAUCAUCAGCUGCUGAAUUCUUCAUAAGAAACGAGCCCGUGACGUCAGCCCUGGAUUUCGUGCUUACACGGCAUUGGAAGGAUUCCUGAUUGUCCAUCUAAAUUUAAAGGAAGAGCCUUAUGAACUGGCACUUUUUCUUUCUCCUGGUUGCACCUUUUGAACAUCUUAAAACUAACUCAUUUUUCUGAAAACAACAUCAUCCACUUCAAUCCUGAGGCUUUUUAUUUUUUUUUAAAGAUUUACUGUUUUAUUUUUAGUGUGUGUGUGUGUGUGUGUUCAUUUGUGUCGGGGCAUGUGUGUGUUGAGUGCAGCUGCUCAGGAAUGCUGGAGGCAUCGGGUCUCCUGGAACAGGAGUCACAAAUGGUUGUGAGCCACCGACAUGGGUGCUGGGACCCAGACUUGGGUCCUUGGAAAGCACUACACGGUCUCAAUCUCUGAGCCAUCUUUGCAGCCUGCAGGCUCCUUAUUUUAAAAGAUUACAUUUUGAUGGAGCUGCGGAGCUGAUUCAGACGAGGCCUUUCUCUGUCAUUUGCUUUGUUGGAAACCUAGGGGAAUCUGUGCCUUUCCUGCUGCUGCGCUCUGGCUCCUUUGGCAGCCAGCCGCCCUGACCUUGCUGUGACUGCAUUGUUGGUGUUCGCAGUCAUUCCUGCUGCUCUUCGUGCACAGAGUUCAGUCACGGUUUCUCUGAGGAGGGCCAAGCUAGAGGGAAAUGGAAAAAGGAACAGCUCCUGAUACUUGGUGCAUCCCUUACGUUAGGACAGGAGGAAAACUGCUGUCAGUGCGAGGCGUGAAGUCUGCCAGCUUGGCAAAUGAAAGUACAUGAAUAAUUGUUCCAGGCUGGGCCUUUAUUUCUGGAGAUGACCGAGGGACCUCAUUACAGAUGGGUUAGGUGUCAUAAGUGACACCUCCACAGCAGAGCGUGAGGGCAUACCUAACAAGCCUGCACAUGAUAAGGAGAAACGAGAAAAACUCUUCCCUCGCUGUGGUCUGAGAGUUUCUGUAAACACAGCUUUGCUGUGAGUGCAUAGACUUGAAAGUGCACUGGUGUCCAGCAGAUUGGGGUGUGGCUCCUGCAACUGAAAAAGCUAGUAGGGACAGGAGAGGUGGCUCAUGGGUUAAGGUCCAGAAGGACCUGUGUUCAGUUCCCAGCACUUGCAUAUUUCACAGCACUCUAGUUCCUGGGGUUCUCAUGCUUUCUUCUGACCUCUGUGGACACCAUGCAUGUGGUACACAGACACAGACAAAACGCCUAUACAACUAAAUAAAAUUCUUUUUUAAAAAGAAAAUAGCCAAUAAAUAUGUUGUACUCACUCAAUGGAGGCUUACAUUAAAAUAUGUAACCAGGUUGUUUUUGUAACCAGUGAGUAAUAUACAGGUCUAGGUAGCCAUUAGGCUGAGGCAGAGUAAGUUAAAAGCUUCCAGAAGUGUGUUGUACAUCUUACGUUACAUUUCUUUGUUUUUUUCAGGUGGGGAGGUGUUGAACCUCGAGCCUUGCACGUGCUGGGCAAGCGCUCUAGUCCUGGUUUGGGUCUCUGGCCAGCACACUUUUAACAGGACAGGAAAUCUUACUGCUCUUUGCUGCUCCCCAAGUGAUCUUAGCAAAGCCACUGCUCAGAUGGACAGAGCAGGGUACUGCUGAGAAUGAGCUACACAGAGACUGUCUUGUGCUCAGAGCAGUGGUUUGGAGAUUCCACUAACAGACUUUCUCUGCUGGGAACACAGUGUAGCAGAACAGAGUCUGAUUUGAGACACCUCAGGAGAGAAAAGCAUGAGCAGACUGCCGGCCAGUGAUUGGUUGAAGUGGGUGUGGUUUUGUCCUUAAAGCAACUGAGCAAGUCUAAAAACUACCAAAGAAAUACCAGCUAUUAGUCCUGUAUUAAACAGAAAAAACUAAGGCCAUUCAGAUAUGACUGGACUCCCAAACAUUUCUGAAGCUCCGUAGGCUUCGCCAGUGCCUACAGAUUUCUCGUCUGUGCGGUUAGGAUAGUCAGGUGAUCACUCAGCCAUCAGUUCUCAUUGCCAGGACUCAAACCUUUAUAAAUUCCAAACCAUCAUGCAUCACAGCCCAUGGAAGCUCCACUCUUCUCCCAUAGCAUUAUACUUGAGAGCUUGAAAAGUUUUAAGUCAAGCCAGGCGGUGGUGGCUCACACCUUUAAUCCCAGCACUCGGGAGGCAGAGGCAGGCAGAUCUCUGUGAGUUUGAGGCCAGCCUGGUCUACAGAGGUAGUUCCAGGACAGGCUACAGAGAAACCUUGUCUUGAAAAAAGCAAAACAAAAAGUUUUAAAUCAGUUUUUCAAAGGAUUCUGCACAUAUGUUUGAAACACAUUCAUAUACAGCCAACAAUUUUUUAGACUUGUAUGUAUUAAUUUAUUAGAAUGACAUAUUGCUAGGCUAAUAAAAUGAGAU
Messenger RNA from Alexandromys fortis (reed vole), 2820 nucleotides. It is a transcript of the gene Dph3, whose product is annotated as diphthamide biosynthesis 3. The transcript has 3 exons. The record is from RefSeq and is a predicted model, not a curated record. Bases 42 to 290 code for a protein of 82 amino acids. Lineage: Eukaryota; Metazoa; Chordata; Mammalia; Rodentia; Cricetidae.